UCGGAAGUGAACACAUCUUUUAAAUUUGCUCAAGUUCAAGAACCCAGUUUGUUUACACGUUUCCAGAAUUAUUUGUUCUAGUUUGGAGCUGAAAAGUGAUAGUUCUAUCAUCUCCAUUCAUAUGCAAUUGAUAUCAAUUCAAUAAGUGCAAAGUGAAGUUGCGUUCCAAAAGUGGUCACUCAAACUGCUACAAGCAGGCAAGCAGAAAUGUUGAAAUCAGAGGAAAAUGGAACGACUCCAACGGUGGCUGUUGUCAACGGUCAACAAUCCGCGACCACGAGUUUUCUUCAGCUCGCCAUGACGGCUUUACGGCUUUCGACGUCGACUCUGACGGCCCCCCCAAGCAGUGAUGGCAACAACAACAGUCUGCGGCUGCGUAAACAGAUCACCCUAGACGAGGUGUCUUAUCAUGAUACGUUCAACGAUUGCUGGAUUGUGCUUUAUGACCGGGUGUACGACAUCACGAACUUUCUGAAGCUGCAUCCCGGCGGUUAUGACGUGCUACUUGAGCAGGCAGGCCGUGAUGCCACAAUCGCUUUCAUCGGGACAGGUCACUCGAAAGCAGCCAUUGCAUCGUUGACUAUGUACGAGAUCGGAGAGCUUCCGCCGCAUGAACGCCUCUAUAGAUGCGUUGGAAAGCUCAGUGCUUCCAUUCUUCCGGACUAGAUUCCAGUACAAGAUACAACCAGACACUGAUCGACUAGUACAACUCGAUUAGUGCAUUAAUAAUCCGAGACUGAUGAAAAUAUCGCUUUGACUAAGAAUCCUCAAUCAAAAAAUAUUCAUGCAAGCUCUGUAACGUAACAUAACAAUCGAAAGUAGGAAGGUAAUUCUUUUUUUUCACUAGCGUAAGCCGUAUGCAUCUACUGGAACUGUUUGUCAUUACAAAGCAGAAAAUAAGACGUUCCGCCUUUGCAAACGAAAAAUAUUUUAUCUCCGUUUUCUUGCAUCUCAUUCAGACGAGACAGACGACAAACAUAAAUCUUAACCUAGACUGCAGUUGUAAUCUGAUGAUGAACCUUUGAACAACGUGACAUGAAGCCAUGAAAGAACUUUGGCUGAAUCUGAACUUGGUGUUACAAAAUGUAGUAACGGGUUACAAUCGAUUGAUUGAUUUUAUUAUAUCAUUGAAAUGAACUACCUAAACUUUUAAGAUUCGAAACAUCUUUUCAGUGCAGUUUUCAUAGCAUUACAUUUGUGGACCAUGGUUUGGUUUUAGUGCAACAGUAUUUUUCAAAUGCGUCGCAAAAUCGGUACCCAUAGAAUACUAUCACAUGGUUUUUUUUGUCUUUUUAUAUGCCACCUACUUUUAAGUUUAUUUAUAUUAUAAAUUUAAUACUAUAUUA
This is a messenger RNA of Uranotaenia lowii, 1346 nucleotides long. RefSeq lists its product as uncharacterized. The transcript is spliced from 2 exons. Gene Ontology annotation, molecular function: heme binding. Gene Ontology annotation, cellular component: membrane; intracellular membrane-bounded organelle. The coding region runs from base 208 to 666 and encodes 152 amino acids. The record is from RefSeq and is a predicted model, not a curated record. NCBI's taxonomy places the organism in Eukaryota, Metazoa, Arthropoda, Insecta, Diptera, Culicidae.